Leucoraja erinaceus (little skate) is the source of this 2620-nucleotide messenger RNA. RefSeq names its product tweety family member 2 (gene ttyh2). Lineage: Eukaryota; Metazoa; Chordata; Chondrichthyes; Rajiformes; Rajidae. The transcript has 14 exons. The record is from RefSeq and is a predicted model, not a curated record. Gene Ontology annotation, molecular function: volume-sensitive chloride channel activity; intracellularly calcium-gated chloride channel activity. Gene Ontology annotation, cellular component: plasma membrane. Bases 108 to 1724 code for a protein of 538 amino acids.
GCUGACUGAGGGCGACCGACCGACCGGUCGUAGUUGGAGCUGCUGCCGGGGCCCGGGAUCGGGGUGUAGCUGGGGGUCGGGGAGAGGCCGGGGAUCGGGCCUCCGCCAUGGCGUCCCGCUUCGACUACAUCGCGCCGUGGUGGACCUACUGGCUGCACAACUUCCCCCACUUCAACCUGCGCCUGCAGCCAGGGGACGGAGCCUUCCGCCCGCAGGAACCGGACUACCAGCAGGCACUGAUCUUUUUGGCUGCCAUUGCCAUUGUCUGCUUGGGCCUCAAUUUGAUUUGCCUCUUGAUUUACUUGCUGUGCACCUGCUGCUGCAAGCCAGCUGAUGAUGAAGAGACCAAGAAGCCACAUUCCCGCUGUGUCACGUGGACAGCUGUGACUGCUGGUCUGAUCUGCUGUGCUGCCAUUGGGAUUGGCUUCUAUGGGAACAGUGAAACCAAUGACGGUGUCUACCAGCUGACCACCUCCAUCUACAAUGCCAAUCACACGUUUGCUGCGAUCGAUGGCUUGGUAUCUGGGACGAUUGGGAAUAUGAGAGUUGAUCUAAAGCAACAUAUUGCAAGGCUGGAUGAGAUCUUCACCCAAAGAAUUGAGUUUAUUUAUACACUGCGGUUCAUGCAGCAGCUGGCAGAUGCCAUUGUCUCCCAGCUAUCCGGGCUCCCGACGUGGAAUGAUGUCGACCUGAAUGUGGCAGCAACAGCUGACCAAAUCGGCUACUUUGAAUAUUACAGGUGGCUGUCGUAUCUUUUGCUCCUAAUUAUUGAUUUGGUUAUUUGCCUGGUAGCAUUUCUGGGUCUGGCCAAACGAUCCCGGUUGCUCCUCACACUAAUGAUUGUCAUUGGCAUCCUGACUCUGAUCCUCAGCUGGGUUUCUCUAGGUCUGGACACGGCUGCAGCUGUGGGGAUCAGUGAUUUCUGCGUGGCUCCAGAUAAAGUCAUCAUGAACAUGACCCAGAAUAAAAUCAGCUCAGAUGUUGUGCAUUAUUAUCUAUACUGCAGCCACAGCACGCGAAACCCAUUCCAAAAGACUCUGUCAAGUUUCCAGCGCUCCCUGACAACCAUGCAACUGCAGGUCCAAGGAUUGAUGCAUAUUGCCGUCCCAGUAUUCCCCAUGGCACAGAAGGACAUUAUUGGAAUAAUGCAGGUGCUCAAUAAAUCUGAAUCAAAUUUGCACCAACUCACAGCAAUGCUCGACUGCCGAGGUCUGCACAAGGAUUACCUGGAUGCCCUGAACGGUGUUUGCUACGAUGGUGUUGAGGGGCUGCUCUACCUGUUAUUGUUCUCGCUCCUUGCUGCAGCUGGAUUCUGUGCCUUGAUCUGUGCCAUAUCCCGUGGCUACGUUCACUUUGCAAGCAGAGAUCGAGAUUAUGAUGACAUGGAUGAAGCCGACCCUUUUAAUCCACAGGCUCGUCGCAUAGCAACCCACAACCCGACACGAAGCCAGAUACACAGCUUCUGCAGUUUCAACAGCAGUACAGGCAGUCAGACCAGUGUCCAGCCGGCUGCCAACACCAGCAUCGCUCAGCCACUCAACACGGCUCCUGUGUCCGAGUACAUGAAUAACACUGUGUUAUUUGGUGGGAAUCCUCGAUUUGAAAAUGUUCCACUGAUCGGCAGGAAUUCACCACCACCUUCGUACACACCCAGUAUGAGAGCGACCUACCUUGCCGUGAGUGAAGAACCAAACAGAAUAUACGGAAAUAUAUUUCCUGUUUAACAUUUCUGCUAGGCUUCAUAGCAGAGUUCAAAAGUUCCAAAUAAUAGCCCAAAGUCUUACUGUACUAAACAAAGAACGUGCUCUGGCCAAAACCUUCUGGUUCAAUGAAGUCUGACGGAGCAAGUCAAGAGAUGUCGGCAAUCUAUUAACAUUUUUCUGAAAUGACUGUUACUGAAUGCUUGACAUUAUCUCUGAAAAUACUGCAUGAUUUUUAUGUACCUUUAUUGAUGUACAGCAGAUAUGUGAUUAGAAGAUGAUUUUGAAUUGCCUUUCAAUUAGCAUUUGAUACAUGGAGUGCCUUGCAGACACCUUUUUAGAAAAACGUGUUAAUUUGUACUGAAUAUCCACAAUUAAGUUUAAUGAUGAGUUUAAUUCUAGGGCUUUAAUCCAUGAUUAAUUGCAGAACACCCUGGAGUGUGAUUUAUUUUAUUCUUGAUCAGGAUCACGAUCAAAGACUGCAUUUCCCCAAAAAAUCAACACUAUUCUAACCGGUUCACUGUGCUUUUGUGUGUUUGCUUUCUUGCCAAUUGCAGCAAAAUAUUGUCUGAUCAUGGAGUAGACGAGGAAUCUUGCAUUCUGCCAGUCAAUAGAGGAGGGAUCAGCAAAUGAGUGUGGGGGCCAAGGGGAAUAAGAAAAGUACAACAUUUUUUAAAACAAAUACAAAUUCUCAACACGUAAUUUCUUUAAGGACUGACACUGCCAUGAAUUUUCUUCAGUAAAUUUUAGUUAAUCCCAUUUUAUACGAGAGAUGCAAAUCCCACGCCAGUCAGUCUGAAUGACAUAAAUGGCACCGUGGGUAAUGUGUGUUUUCUGAUAAAAUAAUAAUUUGCCAUUACAGUAAUAGAGUGCUUUUUUUCUAAUAAAACUGAAUCUAAAUUCAGAUUCCAGAUUUAAAA